Durio zibethinus is the source of this 1229-nucleotide messenger RNA. Lineage: Eukaryota; Viridiplantae; Streptophyta; Magnoliopsida; Malvales; Malvaceae. The record is from RefSeq and is a predicted model, not a curated record.
AGAGACAGAGAGGGGUUCUUGGCAUUUCUAUGAAGGCUUUGACACUCAACAGAGCAGGGCUAAGAGUUCUCCUUGGUUUUCUUGGAAUCCAACUUUCAGACUCCUGAAGAAUCAGUUUAAAAGAAGAUAACCAAGAAUCUCUAGAAGUUAAUCUAAAAUAAGGGAGGGUUUUUCUGCAAAAUUCUUGGAAAGAUGAAUGAUCUAAUGACAAAGUCGUUCUUAAAUUAUGUGGAACUGAAGAAACAUGCAGAGAAAGACUUAGAAGCCGAUCCUGAUAUGGAAAAAGGCCUAGGUCAACUCAACCCCACAGAUGAAAACAACCUCUCUCAGUUUUUUCAAGAAGUGGCAUCAAUCAAGAUCACGAUGGAAGAGAUUACCAGUCUCGUGCUUGAUCUUCAAACCCUUAAUGAAGAAACCAAGUCCACUCACAGCACCAAAGUUCUUCGAGGGUUAAGAGAUAGGAUGGAGUCAGACACGGUUUCCAUUCUUAGAAAAGCAAAGAUUGUCAAGGCAAGGCUUCAAUCACUCGAUAGAUCCAAUGUAACCUAUAGGAGAUUGUCAGAAGCGUAUCAAGAAGGGACAUAUGUUGAUCGAACCAGGAUGUCAAUAACCAAUGGUUUGAGGGUUAAGCUUAGGGAAAUGAUGAAUGAUUUUCAGGCCUUGAGGGAAAAGAUUGUAUCAGAUCAUAAAGAAGAUCUCAAGAGAAGAUACUACAAUGCCACCGGAGAGUUACCAAGUGAAGAUGUGCUUGAAAAGGUGGUUUCAGGUGGUGAAAAAGUUCAGUUAUUUUCAGAGAAAGUGGAAAUGGAUUUGAGAAGCAAGGAAAGGUAUGAGGCUGUGAUGGAUAUUCAGAGAAGUUUGCAAAGGCUGCAUCAGGUGUUCCUUGACAUGGCUGUUCUUGUUGAGGCACAAGGGGAAAAAAUGGAUGAUAUUGAAGAAAAUGUGGCCAAUGCAGGUAAUUUUAUCAGUGGUGGAACCAAUAACCUUUACUAUGCAAAUCAAAUGAAGAAGAAGAAGAAGGCAUGGGUAUAUUGGGUUUGGGGUGUUGGUUUGAUUAUACUUCUGGUUUGCAUCAUUUCCAUGCUAGUUUCUUGAGAAGCACAAGAGUAGGCAAUGUUUUGGGCACUUUAAAGUGGCUUGUAGCUGUUAAAGGGUUCUAGGUCUGUAAAUUCGUUCAUCCAAGUGACUUCUAAUCAAAUGUUUUUUCAACUAUUUUUCCUCAUUUUCAU